Messenger RNA from Kluyveromyces marxianus DMKU3-1042, 753 nucleotides. It is a transcript of the gene ECO1, whose product is annotated as Eco1p. The record is from RefSeq and is a predicted model, not a curated record. The coding region runs from base 1 to 753 and encodes 250 amino acids. The transcript has a single exon. Gene Ontology annotation, cellular component: nucleus; chromatin. Lineage: Eukaryota; Fungi; Ascomycota; Saccharomycetes; Saccharomycetales; Saccharomycetaceae. Gene Ontology annotation, biological process: mitotic sister chromatid cohesion. Gene Ontology annotation, molecular function: protein-lysine-acetyltransferase activity.
AUGCCCAAGGGACUGACAUCGAAAGCUAAGAAGUCAGUUCAAUCUACUCUACAGUUCAGCUCUACUCCUGUUGUUAUAAAAUGCACAAAAUGUUUGAUGACAUAUAGUAAUACGUCCCCAUCCGACUUAUUGCAACAUAAGCAAUAUCACGAUCUGCGAUUGAAUGGAAAAAAGUGGUCAAAUUCAUGGGGUGAUGUUGUUACUAGAAUGGAGCCUCGUAAGGGAAGUCCUUGUUCUAAUUAUCAGAGCGAUGAGUAUAUUGUAAUGAUUUCGCCAAAAAAACCAAAAGAAGUGAAGGCGACGCUAGAGUUAUUAACCAUUGUAAAUGAUGAGCUGAAUGCUCCUCAUGAUGAAAAUGCAUUUUGGUCAGAGAUUAACGAGUCUGGUGGCCAACAAGGGAAGGCAUUCGUGUAUAUAAAGAACAAUCGAGCUGUUGGCGUGAUAACUGUGGAGUACAUUGAAAACACUCACAGGGGCAAGUGGAUGGUGCUGGAAACCAAAUCAAUUGUACCCAAAGUAGUACCUGAUGUAAAAUUGGGGAUAUCGAGAAUAUGGGUGUGUCGAAAUCAAAGGAACCAAAAGAUAGCUACAAGAUUAUUAGAAUCUGCAAGAAUCAAAUCUAUAUACGGAUGCGUUGUUAAUAAAUGGGAAAUGGCAUGGUCACAGCCUAGUCAAAGUGGGAGUAAACUAGCUGAAAGUUAUAACGCCGUCAAGCAUGGCUCGGGAAAACUUUUGAUUCCGUGUUAUAUAUGA